AUGGCACAAGACUUAGCAACCAAAGUUAGAGAGACGUAUGCCAACGCGGCCAAGAACGGUUAUGUUCAUUUCUUCCAAUCGGAUAGCAAAAAACUAAAGGAUCCCGAGACUGGGGUCCAGUACAUGGUAACACAUGCGCCAAGCCUUUUGAAGAAACCAGAAAGAGGUGACAAGGAAGCAGAAAAACGCAACCCAUUUGCAGAGCCAGAACCUGAGCUCACUGUGUGCGAAGAUCUGUUCGGCGAGGGUGAGUACAAACUAUUACUGAACAAGUUCCCCGUUGUUCCAGAGCACUUGCUGCUAGUCACAAAGGAGUUCAAGCCUCAGACAAGCACAUUGAGCCCCAAGGACCUCAUUACUGCUUACAAGCUGCUGCAAGAGUUGGAUGACGAGGACGAGAUGGUGAGAAACGUUGUGUUUUACAAUUGCGGUGCCAGCAGUGGUUCUUCGCAAGAUCACAAGCAUCUGCAAAUGUUCAAGCUGCCUGAAAAGUUUACUUUGUUUCAGGACAGAUUGUGCAAUGGCAAAGAACAUUAUGUGCCCAACGUUCGGACGGAGCCUCUCCAGGACUCAAAGCUCUCAUUCGCUCACUUCGCUGUUCCGUUGCCCGAUGAGAAGGAAGUGGAUGAGGAACUACUGGCAAUGACUUUCGUUUCUCUUCUGCAAAGAACUUUGACCUUUUUCCAGGACUGGACCAACGAGAAACCCGAGUUGGAAACAGGCUACAAUGUUUUGUUAACCAAAGAGUGGCUAUGUGUAGUUCCUCGUUCUGCAUCGAAGAGCAAAGAACUGAAUAUUGGUCUGAACGCAACAGGCUACGCAGGUUUAGUGCUGGUCAAGCACGAGGAUGUGUGGGAGAAGCUUCAAGAAAACCCUCACCUCAUCGAUAAGCUCCUUCUAGAAUGUGGUUUCCCAAACACUGCGGGACAAAGUUCUAACGAAUACCACUAUUAA
This is a messenger RNA of Lachancea thermotolerans CBS 6340, 954 nucleotides long. Its product is annotated as KLTH0F00792p. Bases 1 to 954 code for a protein of 317 amino acids. Gene Ontology annotation, biological process: nucleotide metabolic process. Gene Ontology annotation, molecular function: ATP binding; ATP:ADP adenylyltransferase activity. The transcript has a single exon. NCBI's taxonomy places the organism in Eukaryota, Fungi, Ascomycota, Saccharomycetes, Saccharomycetales, Saccharomycetaceae. The record is from RefSeq and is a predicted model, not a curated record.